Arabidopsis thaliana (thale cress) is the source of this 1834-nucleotide messenger RNA. RefSeq lists its product as uncharacterized. The record is from RefSeq and is marked reviewed. NCBI's taxonomy places the organism in Eukaryota, Viridiplantae, Streptophyta, Magnoliopsida, Brassicales, Brassicaceae. The coding region runs from base 614 to 1513 and encodes 299 amino acids. The transcript has a single exon.
GAGAUAAACGUAUCGGUAUAUUUCAAAUAUAUUUGCUCCAAACAAAUCAGUAAUUUCAAGAAAAGAAAAAAAAGUACAUACAAUUUUCUUACACAAAUUUCAUAUUUAGAUUACAAAUGACACACAUAACAUACACACCAAACAUUCCCAAACCCCAACAAAAGAAGAAAAAUAAAACUAGUAAGAAAGAUAAACGGUACACUCAACAACAGUCUCAAGCCCAUCAGUGAACUGAUGCGGCUGAUUCUGCUGCGUCCCGCUAGAUCCUGUAAACGUCUUCAGAAUCGCGAAUCCCCUCGCAUUCACAUACUUUCCGGUACCUCCCAUUACUCCUAUAUGCGAUUCUGAUACCGCUGUUCUGAGAACCCCAAAGAAGCUUAUACUAUCUUCAUAACCGCCGCUUUCAAACAUCGCGGUGAAAGCCAUUGUCUGGCUAGUUCCGUCAAUUGCACUCGCCACAUAAUAUCCCUGCGCUUUCCCGAGUAAGCCAGAUCCGAGCUCAUGGCCUUCAGUUAGUUCAUCAUCGAUUACUGUCAUUGUCCCGAACAUUAGCAUCUGAAGAGCAGAACCGCUCGGGAGCUGACCGCCACUAGCAACAGGGAAACCAUUUAAAAUGUUGUUUCCGUUAUUGUUGUUCUGGAGAAUGUUAGCUGUGGUUCCGCCGAGUCCAACGAGGAAAGGGACAUUGUUGUUGUUGACAAUCCCAUUGUUGUUGUUGUUUGACGGAACUCCGUUGCUUACAGGAAGGUUUGCGCCGUUGGGUUUAGCAAAUGGAAGUUGCCCGCUUAAAGCCGGAUUUGCGACGACUCCAGUUACGGCUCUGGCAGUGGGAUUUGAACCACCGAGUAUAUCAUGCAUAAAAAAUACCAACGUAUUGUCAGGACCAGCACUUGCACCACCACCAAGAGCUGAACCAGAACCUGCAACACCACCACCAAGAGCUGGACCAGCACCUGCACCACCACCACCAAGAGCUGGACCAGCACCUGCACCACCACCACCAAGAGCUGAACCAGCACCUGCACCACCACCAAGAGCUGGACCGGCACCCGCACCACCACCAAGAGCUGGACCGGCACCCGCACCACCACCAAGAGCUGAGCCAGCACCUGGACCACCUCCAAGAGCUGAACCGGUACCUGCACCUGCACCAGUGGCUGAACCAGUGGUAGGCAAGGAACCUGAACCACCACCCGCUAAAGAACCAGGAACAGAACUGGCAGUUGGUAGAAGACCAGGACCUGAACCACUUGAUGGUAUUGACCCUGUACCUGCACCGAGACCGCUUCCAGUAGAACCUGAACCAGAUGACCCUGAUCCUGCACCAAAACCGAAUCCCGUGGAACCUGAACCACUUGACCCUGUUCCUGCACCAAAACCAAUUCCGGUGGAACCUGAACCUGAGCCAAGGGUGGUUGUGGUAGCUGAGAAUGCAUUUUCUUCAUCAAGAAGCCGAGCCGCAGCUGCAAAAGUAACAACAAGAGCUAUAACCAGUAAAGAAAGUAUCUUUUGACCAGCCAUUGAACAAGAAAGAUGAUCACUCAGAGAGAAGCAAAGAUUGUUGUUUGAAGUAAAUGAUUGUGAUGAUAGAAUCAAAUUCUCAAAGAGUAUAUAUACAUACAUGAAAUGAGAUAGUUAAUACAAGAAGAUGGAGUUGAUGAAAUGGAGCAGGUGGUCACUUUUUUCACAUUAUCUAGUGGUUUGGUUUUGGAGAAGAAUCAUAUAAAAGAAGAGAAAAAAUCAUAACUUCUCCACAAUAUUUGAAUAUUAGUUCCUCAAAAUUGCUAAGCUGUAAUGUUAAAUAACCCAAAGCUUAAAGCUUUUCCAUCUAUCU